Molecule: messenger RNA, 648 nt
Organism: Malania oleifera
Lineage: Eukaryota; Viridiplantae; Streptophyta; Magnoliopsida; Santalales; Ximeniaceae
Product: protein Asterix
Exons: 3
Coding region: 70-384 (104 amino acids)
Biological process (GO): protein insertion into ER membrane
Cellular component (GO): endoplasmic reticulum membrane
Molecular function (GO): protein folding chaperone
Source: RefSeq, a predicted model, not a curated record
UAUAAAGAUGACAAUACCGUCGGAAAGAAAUUCUGUUUCUCGGUUUCCACCAAGGCAAAAGACCGAGAGAUGUCGCACAACUCGUCAUCUGCGAGCGAUCCACGGCAGCCGUCCACGGCAAAGCCGUACGUACCUCCAGUGCUGCCCCCGCAAGACCUUCCGGUGGACUACUCGGGCUUCAUUGCCGUCAUCUUUGGCAUUGCUGGAGUCAUGUUCAGGUACAAGAUGAGCUCGUGGCUUGCUAUUAUAUUCUGUGCUCAAUCGCUUGCAAACAUGAGGAAUGUGGAAAACGAUCUCAAGCAGAUCUCCAUGGCCUUUAUGUUUGCCAUUAUGGGAUUGGUGACGAACUACCUGGGGCCUGCUCGUCCACCCACGCGAAGUUGAGAUUCCUAUUCCUCUAAUCAUGGGAUUAAUCUAUGGUAUUGGUUUCUUUUAUAAGUACUAUUUGUUCCGUUCUGGGUUGUGAUAAAACAAACUUCUAAGUCAGGCUAAAAAAAGAGAUCAUUCAGACUGAAACUAUUGCAUCCGUUGAGAAUGCCCUGUUGCAUUGCCUAACAAGGAUAGGAAUGCUGUGGUAUUGCUAAUAUGUUCAAUACAUCUAGGACGGUUGAAUGUGUACUUAGUAAAUCGCGUUCUUAUCAUUUGCAA